Messenger RNA from Phascolarctos cinereus (koala), 7120 nucleotides. RefSeq names its product zinc finger MYM-type containing 4 (gene ZMYM4). Gene Ontology annotation, molecular function: zinc ion binding. The record is from RefSeq and is a predicted model, not a curated record. Lineage: Eukaryota; Metazoa; Chordata; Mammalia; Diprotodontia; Phascolarctidae.
AGGGCCGGGCCCGGGACGGGGCAGACCACCAGCCCGGGGGCCGCCGCGGCCCUGAGCCAGAGCCGGAGCCGGAGCCGCGCCGAGCGGCGCCUCCGCCGGGGCCCAACAUGGCGGAGCGAGAGACGGAGGAGCCCGGCCCCCGAAAGAGGGUAGGUGAGGUUGAACAGAAGGCUGGUGCAGUUUUUGAUGAAAUUGCAGAUAAAUGUGGUGUUAUCAUGGAUACAGAAAUGACUGAAGACAUGGACCACAACUUAACUCCUCCUCUUGAAAGCAUGUCUUACGGAAUGCCGAAUCAAACAGGAUCUGAAAAUUCAUUGCUUGAUGAAGAUGAUUAUUUUUUGAACUCUGGGGAUCUUGCAGGGAUUCCAGUUGUUGGUAGUGACAAUGAGGAUGAACGAGAUUUUAGUACGAAGGACAAUCUCACAUCUGCAGUUCAUGCUCCUGAUAGUUUGGAAGUAGAUCGAAGAGUAACACAGCAUGAAUCAGACAGUGAAAAAGAAAUACAUAUUCAAAAUAAAGUUAAAAAGGACUUUCCCAAGCAGUUUGAUCAGGGUUCUGUAUUUAAAUCCAUUCGGAAAGAUUUUAGUCUAGCAAGAGAAAACAACAAAGAGACAUUUUCUGGAAAGGAGAAAAAUAGAGACGUACCAUAUCAAGAACGUGAAAAACGGUUGGAUAAACCCCAUAAAGAGGUGGAUUCCAGGUUGAAAAGCAGUUUUUUUGAUAAAGCAGUAGCUAAUCAAGUUGAGGAAACAUUACAUACCCAAUUACCACAAACCCCAGAAACAAACUUCAGGGAGUCAAGCUAUCCAUUCCCCAGUAAAGAAUCUAUUGGUCCAGAAUUGGGGAAUUCCUUUGCACCAAAUAUUAGAAUUAAAGAAGAACCUUUGGAUGAUGAAUAUGACAAAGCAAUGGCCCCACAACCAGGACUUCUGGACAAAAUUAAAGAUGAGCCUGACACUGCUCAAGAAUAUGGUCAUGGCCAACAGGGAAAAACUCCAGAAGGAGAACUGAAAAUUAGUGCUGUUUUUUCAGUCAGUGGCAGUCCCCUUGCUCCACAAUUGACAACAGGCUUUCAGCCUUCUCUGGCAUCCUCUGGCAUGAACAAAAUGCUUCCCUCAGUUCCAUCCACAGCUGUUCGGGUUUCCUGUUCUGGUUGUAAAAAAAUCCUGCAGAAAGGGCAAACGGCCUAUCAGAGAAAAGGGUCUACUCAGCUCUUCUGUUCCACACUGUGCCUCACUGGAUACACCGUUCCAUCUGCCCGCCCACCAGCCCCUACCAAGAAAACCUGUUCAAGCUGCUCAAAAGAUAUUUUAAAUCCAAAGGAUGUGAUCACUGCCCAGUUUGACAAUACAAGCUCUAGCAAAGAUUUUUGCAGCCAAUCAUGUCUAUCUACGUAUGAAUUAAAAAGAAAACCUAUUGUUACCAUACAUACUAAUAGCAUUUCAACCAAGUGCAGCAUGUGCCAGAAGAAUGCAGUUAUUCGGCAUGAAGUUAAUUACCAAAAUGUAGUCCAUAAACUUUGUAGCGAUGCUUGCUUCUCCAAGUUCCGCUCUGCAAACAACCUCACGAUGAACUGCUGUGAGAACUGUGGGGGUUACUGUUACAGCGGCUCAGGCCAGUGCCACCUACUCCAGAUCGAGGGCCAGUCCAAGAAAUUCUGCAGCUCAACAUGUGUCACUGCCUACAAGCAGAAAUCGGCAAAAAUCACUCUCUGUGCUCUUUGCAAAUCAUUGAGGUCCUCAGCUGAAAUGAUUGAAAACACCAAUAACUUGGGGAAAACGGAGCUUUUCUGCUCUGUUAACUGCUUAUCUGCUUACAGAGUUAAAAUGGUUACUUCUGCAGGAGUACAAGUCCAGUGUAACAGUUGUAAAACCUCAGCCAUCCCUCAGUAUCACCUGGCUAUGUCUGAUGGAAGUAUACGCAACUUCUGCAGCUACAGUUGUGUUGUAGCUUUCCAGAAUUUGUUCAACAAGCCAACAGGCAUGAACUCUUCAGUAGUGCCCCUGUCUCAGGGUCAAGUCAUCGUCAGCAUUCCCACAGGGACAACAGUAUCAGCAGGGGGAGGAAGCACCUCAGCUGUUUCCCCCAGCUCCAUCAGUAGCUCCGCUGCAGCUGGUCUCCAGCGGCUUGCUGCACAAUCCCAGCAGGUCACUUUUGCCCGUACUGUUGUGAAACUCAAGUGCCAGCACUGUAAUCGACUCUUUGCCACAAAACCUGAACUUCUUGAUUACAAGAGUAAAAUGUUUCAGUUUUGUGGCAAGACUUGCUGUGAUGAAUAUAAGAAGAUAAAUAGUGUAAUGGCCAUGUGUGAAUACUGUAAAAUUGAGAAAAUUAUAAAGGAGACUGUGCGAUUCUCAGGCAUCGAUAAGCCAUUCUGCAGUGAAGGUUGCAAAUUGCUUUAUAAACAUGACUUGGCAAAACGCUGGGGAAGCCACUGUAAAAUGUGCAGUUACUGUUUACAAACAUCUCCCAAAUUGGUACAGAAUCAUUUUGGGGGGAAGAUGGAAGAGUUCUGCUGUGAGGAAUGCAUGUCCAAGUUUACAGUUUUGUUUUAUCAGAUGGCCAAGUGUGAUGGUUGUAAGCGACAGGGUAAACUCAGUGAGUCCAUGAAAUGGCGAGGGGAGGUUAAACAUUUUUGUAACCUGCUUUGUAUAUUGAUGUUCUGUAAUCAGCACAGUAUAUGUGACCCACCUACUCUUCAAAAUAGUUCAGUAAAUGUUUCCAUGAUGUCAAGUGCUUCAGUUGCACCUCCUUCUCUAAGAAAAGAUUCAACUCCAGUUAUAGCCAAUGUAGUAUCUUUGGCAAGUACUCCUGCUGCCCAGCCCACGGUGAACUCUAACAAUGUCUUGCAAGGUGCUGUUCCUACUGUGACAGCAAAGAUCAUUGGAGAUGCAAGUACUCAAACAGAUGCCCUGAAACUUCCAUCUACACAGCCUCCUCGGCUUUUAAAGAACAAAGCUUUAUUGUGCAAACCCAUCACACAGACCAAGGCUACUUCUUGCAAACCACAUACGCAAAACAAAGAAAGUCAAACAGAAGAUAUCCCAAGUCCACCCCCAGUCGUCAUGGUGCCAGUUCCUGUACCAGUGUUUGUGCCUGUACCACUGCAUCUUUAUACACAAUAUGCACCAGUCCCAUUUGGACUUCCAAUACCAAUGCCGGUCCCCAUGCUUAUUCCUACAACAGUGGACAAUGCAAAUAAGGUCAACGAAACCAUCCAAGACAUUAAGGAAAAUAUGUCUCCUCAUCCAUUUGAGGCUGACCUUCUUCAGAUGGCAGAAAUAAUUGCGGAAGAUGAAGAGAAAGAAAAAACACUAUCUCAUGGAGGGUCUCAAACAUCUGAGCAUGAGCUCUUUCUUGACACCAAGAUAUUUGAGAAAGAUCAAGGAAGCACAUAUAGUGGUGAUCUUGAAUCAGAAGCAGUGUCUACCCCACAUAGUUGGGAGGAAGAACUUAAUCAUUAUGCCUUAAGGUCAAAUACCACACAGGAGUUGGAUCUAGAACCGAAGCAGUCACCAAAAGUGGAUACAGAACAAGAUCUAGAGGCAGAUUUUCCAUCAGAAACCUUUGAUCCCCUCAGUAAGGGAAUGGGAAUUCAGUCUCGCUCACGACCAAGACGACGACACAGAGAUGGCUUUCCACAACCCAAACGAAGAGGAAGGAAGAAGUCUAUAGUAGCUGCAGAGCCCAAGAAUUUUGUUCAAGGAGCAAUUCAAGGUGGUUCAGUACCCCCAAUGACACUGAAAUACAUGUAUGGAGUAAAUGCCUGGAAGAAUUGGGUUAAGUGGAAAAAUGCCAAGGAAGAACAGGGGGAGCAGAAAUUUGGAGGUGUUGAACCUGUUCCAUGCUCUGAUUCUUUGGGAAGUGCCCCAGAUCAUUCACUCUCUCAAGAAACCUCUGAGCCCAGCUGCAGAGUCCGCCCUAUAAAGCUAAAGGAAGAAAUUUUGUCCUGUACUUUUGCUGAAUUGAGUUUGGGCUUAUGCCAGUUUAUCCAAGAGGUGCGGAGACCAAAUGGUGAAAAAUAUGAUCCAGACAGCAUCUUAUACUUGUGCCUUGGAAUUCAACAGUACCUGUUUGAGAAUGGGAGAAUAGAUAACAUUUUUACUGAACCUUAUUCCAGAUUUAUGAUUGAACUUACAAAACUUUUGAAAAUAUGGGAACCUACAAUACUUCCUAAUGGGUACAUGUUUUCUCGGAUUGAAGAAGAGCAUUUAUGGGAGUGCAAACAGCUGGGUGCUUACUCACCAAUAGUUCUCUUGAAUACACUUCUUUUCUUCAAUACUAAAUAUUUUCAACUAAAGAAUGUCUCAGAGCACCUGAAGCUUUCCUUUGCCCAUGUGAUGAGGCGGACCAGGACUUUGAAAUCUAAUGCCAAGAUAACAUAUUUGAAAGUUUUCCCUCCUUUUCAGAAGCAGGAGGUAGAAUCAGUCUUUUUUAUCCCACCAUCUCUAGAUAAACUGACUGUGGGAAAGAGAAAACGUAAUGAGGAUGAAGAGGUUUCAGCUGCUGUGGAAAUGGUUGAAAAUGCAGACAACCCACUAAGAUGCCCAGUCCGUCUUUAUGAAUUUUACCUGUCAAAAUGUUCUGAAAGCGUGAAGCAGAGAAGUGAUGUAUUUUAUCUUCAGCCUGAGCGCUCCUGUGUACCCAAUAGCCCCAUGUGGUAUUCCACAUUCCCAAUAGACCCUGGGACCUUGGACACCAUGUUAACACGUAUUCUCAUGGUGAGGGAAGUACAUGAAGAACUUGCCAAAGUCAAAUCCGAAGACUCUGAUGUUGAGUUAUCAGAUUAAAACUGAAGUGGGAUUUUAUUUUCAUACACAUUUGUAAGCACCAAACUGUGAAUGCAUCCAGCCUUCAGAAAACGGUGUGUAUCAGAUAAGCCAAGUCCUCUUGACUUGGUUAUAAAAUAAAGGAAAAAGGCAUCUUGUGAACCACGGGGGAUGUACAAACUGGAAUCGAAGGAAGCAAGCUGAAAGAGAUGACAUCCUUUGGCGUUGAUAGAGUUCUUAAACAACUAAAGAAUGAACUAACCUACUUCUGAGUGGUGCAUUAUCUUAUUUUGUUUGGGAAUAACAAAUUGUGAAAUAUUUUUAAGGAAAAUGUUGUAUAAAACUCUACCAUAGUAAACAUAUACCUUAGAGAGGUAGGUCACGUUACUGUGACUUUGGCGUGAAAUUUUGGCUGCUGUUGACUACUAUAGGGCAAGCCCUGCAUUAGUCAGGGAAGAAACCCAUAGAAAUUUCAUGACAGAUACUAAAUGAGGUAUGUGGGGCCCAGAUUCAAGGACCUUAAACACCUAGCUUCUUUUUUUCCAAGGAGUAGAGGAUAAAGGUGGUCUUGUUUUUGUUUGCCACGCUCAUUUAAGUUGGUGAAGGAUGCCAGUCUUCAGUGCUUCUGCUGCGGUCCCUCAUGUAGGCAGGAAAUGCCUUCACUGCUGUUGUCAUAGUGAUAUCCCUCUUUGUUUCCCGAAUCUGUCACAGCUAUGGGUAUAGGCCAUGGCUGAAGUGAGGGAGCUCUGGUUGUAGACAGUGGGAAUCUGUGGAGCACAUGUUAAAACCCGAGGAUCUUGGAAUGUUUAGAAAAAUCCACUAAAUACCCUUCUGAGGGUUCUGCUGCCCUUUAUAAUCUGAUACCACUAUCUCCUAAGUACUGUGGUACACAGAAAAUAGAGGUCCCCCAUUUCGUUGUUGUUGUUUUUUUUUUUUUUGGUUUUUUUUUUUCAAAAUGGCAGCUUCUCUUUCCACUUCUUUCCCGUCCCAAUUCCCAGUUCUUUCUUUUGGCUUGUCUUCUGUGCCAGGUUCCAGAGGCCCUUGUCAUUUCAAAACAAAUGGUCCCUUUUUCUUCCCUCCUUUUGGCAAACUCAUGUGUGAUUAAAUAAAGACACAGUAUUACUCAGGCUAUGAGAACCAAGGUAGAAAAGUACCUAGUAUGUUUCCAGCUAAAGCGUUUAGAAGAACUUGUAGCUACUAUAUUCCUAAAAGUGAGACUUUCUAGGGAGUAAAAAAGCAUUCUGUUUUAGGUGUCCACAUCCAGGUCCUAGCUCAGCAGUGUUUCAGAUGCUAGCUACUCAGUAAUCUUAGAGUUGUAAGUCAUGGGAGCAUUGGGUAUAUGAAUUUCUCUCUCUUAGAAAAGAUUUAGCUAAAGGUUGUUAUGAUGGCCACUCACCUUCUUUAAGAUUGAAUUGGGCCCUAUGAUAGAAAUGUCAGAGCCUCUCAGAAAUUUUAACAGCCUUGAAAAGAAUUUUCAAGAUUUCCCCUUUUUGAAAGGUGGGAGGGGGUGGGUGGGAACAGAAGGUCCGUGCUUUUUUUUUUGUUUGUUUUAAAACAGUAACUAAAGGUCAUUUAACUACAAUAAAAAUCAGAAAGUAGCCUUUUGACAUUGUGUACCUAGUCGUUUUGUCCCUCUUGCCUGUAACAGAUUUCACGGAUGUAUUUUUAAUACCAAGAACUGUGUGAAAAAAGUAAAUCUGCCCCAAUUCUGUAUGAUCACAUCCAUCUGUGUUUGUCAUUUCUGACUAUAGAACUUGCCUAUUUCAAGUGCUUGUUUGAAGUGGAGGGAUAAAAAUCUGACUGUCAGAUAUUACCUAAUAAAGCAUCUAAAUCUUUCCUGGCAUAAUGGUCCCCAUGCUAAGAACAUGACAGUGUGUGGAGAAACACUGAGACACUUGCCCUUCUACCUGUAGUGGUGUAAAAAAUACGCAUAGAGAAUGUAGUGGAUGAAUUGUUAUAAAGUAACCAGAAACAAACAAAAUCUAUAUCUUUUAACUUGAGAACUACCAUUACCUGGAUAAUGUAUGAUUGAUUGUAUGAGAUCCCAGGAUUUCAGGUUCAUGUAAGUCUGCAAAGUGGCCCAGAACCCUGAUCUAAUGCCUAGGAGAAAAUAUUGAUAAUUAAUUCUUGAUCAUUACUCAUAAGUAUAGCCGUUAACGUUUGUGUGCCUAGUUGUUUGGGUUUUUGUUUUUUAUUUCAUUAAAAUUAUGUGAAAUGGGCUCUUUUCCCCCCAGGGAGAAAAGAGAAACACCUAGUCACUCAUUUAAAAAGCAAAACAAAAAAAAACUUCUGGGUUUUCCCUUGACAAAAGCCACAGAAAUAUUCCCCUAGAAUAAAAUAGUAUAUUUGUA